AUGUCUGCACCGCAACCAAGAAGAGGGCGAGCACGUGGUCGAUCAACCGUACAUUCAAUCGAACCUCCACCACCUUCAAUUACCCCAUCUAUUGAUGUCUCAGCUGCUACAACACCACCUACACUUGAUACACCAUCAUCUUCUAGCACUCCUAUCACCAAUAUAUCAGUGACAACAACAACCACAACAACUGAUGAGAGUAGAGAUGAUACAGAAAUUUCAUCGGCUUCGAGUACUUGCCAACCAUCGAUAGCUACUCCAUCGACUGGCACUAGUGUUCGAGGUCGUGGUAGACCUAUCAAACAAAACGUUGUACCAAAAGAUGUUGUGCCAGAAGAUCCUUAUUGGACUGUCACCAACUUGACCAAUGCACAAUUCCAUUCAAAUAUUCGACCAACAAAACCCGAUGAACUAGGAACACUUGGAAAACAAAUACAAGUCAUCGUCAACUAUUUUCCNAUUUUUAAAGAAUGUUUUGCAUCUAUAUUUCGUCUUCAUACAGAAACAGUUAAUAUAUGGACACAUUUAUUGGGUACAUUAUUUUUUAUUAUAAUGGCUAUUUAUUUUACUUCUCGACCAUCGAGUGAAAUUCAUAUUGAACAAAAAUUAAUUUUUGCUGCAUUUUUUCUUGGAGCUAUUCUUUGUUUAUUAUGUUCAACAUUAUAUCAUACACUUUAUUGUCAUUCACCGGAAAUUUCUAAAUUUUUCAGCAAACUUGAUUAUUGUGGAAUAGCAUUUUUAAUUAUUGGAUCAAUUAUUCCAUUACUUUAUUAUCAAUUUUAUUGUGAAUUUGGUACUAAAGUGGCUUAUUUAACAUUUAUUGGUAUAUUAGGUCUUGGAUGCAUAGUUGUUUCAAUGUGGGAUAAAUUUUCUGCUUCUCGCUAUCGUGUCUAUCGAGCCUUACUGUUUAUUACAUUUGGGGUAUUCGGCUUUAUUCCAACUUGUCAUUAUAUGAUUCAAUUCGGGAUUGAACAUGCUUUUACAGUUGGUGCCAUACAUUAUUUGCUCUUAGUCGCUGCACUUUAUCUUAUUGGUGCUUGUCUUUAUGCUGCACGAAUACCUGAACGAUUAGCUCCAGGGCUUUUUGAUAUUUGGUUCCAAAGUCAUCAACUCUUCCAUGUAUUUGUUGUGAUUGCAGCGUGUGUUCAUUAUUAUGGUAUAUGUGUAUUAUCACACAAUCAAAAGCAUUUUUUUGGUGAUUGUCGAAAUAUUUUAAAUCCAAAUGCAGUGCCAAUAGCUUCAAUAAUCAGUUAA
Rotaria sp. Silwood2 is the source of this 1254-nucleotide messenger RNA. The record is from the annotation of a GenBank genome assembly. Lineage: Eukaryota; Metazoa; Rotifera; Eurotatoria; Philodinida; Philodinidae.